Molecule: messenger RNA, 369 nt
Organism: Candidozyma auris
Lineage: Eukaryota; Fungi; Ascomycota; Pichiomycetes; Serinales; Metschnikowiaceae
Exons: 1
Coding region: 1-369 (122 amino acids)
Source: RefSeq, a predicted model, not a curated record
AUGUACUCGGUGGAAAAGAAGGUGGCUGACGGCGUCUGGCCUCGAACGACGGGCUCGACAACUUUGCCCACGGACAGAGUCAAGAUCGCAUACAACAAGUUUUCUCCAAAGAGCUCACUACCAAAAGACGUUACCAAGGUAAACCUCAUUUUCGCUCAUGGGUCUGGCAUGAAUAAAGGGGUCUGGACAUACCACAUCCAGAAACUUUACGAGGCCAACGAGAAGAACACAAGGUGGAAGCUCGAUAAGGUUAUUGCUGCAGACUACUAUAGCCACGGGGACUCUGCUGAGCUCAACAGAGACGUUUUGGGCUGGACUGGCGACUGGUGUGAUGGAGGCAAGGAUUUGAUUGAAGUUGUCAAGCACUAG